AUAAAAUCAGGCACGUUAACCACUGUGUUGUGUGGAAAAGGCUUACAAUAAAGCAGGGAGUCCCCCACAAACGCUCUCCAAGUCCAUCCAACUCUACACAUCGUCUUGCACCUCCGUCUCGUCUCCACCAUCUCGUCUCAAGCUUUUGCAAGUCGCCAUGGGCGUGAGCAACAACAUCACGGCCUUGUUCAACUUCGUGGGCCUGCUGUGCUCCGUGCCCGUGAUCGGCGCGGGCAUUUGGCUGGCCUCCAAACAGGACAACGAGUGCGUCCGCCUCGCCCGGUGGCCCGUCAUCAUCCUCGGCGUGCUCGUCAUGCUCGUCUCCCUUGCCGGCUUCGUCGGCGCCUACUGGAACAAGCAGGGCCUGCUCGCCGCCUACCUCUUCUGCAUGGCCGCCCUCAUCGUCCUCCUCCUCGCCCUCCUCAUCUUCGCCUUCGCCGUCACUCGCCCCGACGGCUCCUACCCGGUCCCCGGCCGCGCCUACCGCGAGUACCGCCUCGGCGGCUUCUCCGUUUGGCUCCGCCAUUACGUCGCCGACCAAUGGCCUCAGAUCCGCACCUGUCUCAGCUCUUCCGAUGUUUGCCAGAAAUUUGGCAGGAAUCAGCCCUACCUCACCGCCUAUCAGUUCUUUCGGACCGACCUCACACCUCUCCAGUCAGGAUGCUGUAAACCACCGACGGUGUGUGGAUAUGGGUACGUGAACCCGACAAUGUGGAACAAUCCCAGUAACCCCAUGGCGGACGUGGACUGCGCUAUCUGGAGCAACGACCAGAGCCAGCUCUGCUACGACUGCAGCUCGUGCGAGGCCGGGCUGCUGGGCAACCUGCGGAAGGAAUGGCGCAAGGCCAAUGUCGCGCUCAUCAUCGCCGCCGUCGUGCUCAUCUGGGUCUACAUCAUCGGCUGCAGCGCUUUCAAGAAUGCGCAGGCCCAGGAUCUCUUCCGCCGCUACAAGCAGGGCUUCGUCUGACUUAUUCCGUCGUUGACGGCCGCAUUGCUUCAAGUUCCGCCGCUCUGUCAUCAGUUCCCCAUCUCACUGUAAAUUUGUAGCAAGUGCAUUGCGACUCGUAUGAAGUUGGACGGUAUCCUCUUUCGUGUUAAA
Messenger RNA from Musa acuminata subsp. malaccensis (wild Malaysian banana), 1099 nucleotides. Its product is annotated as tetraspanin-2. Gene Ontology annotation, cellular component: plasmodesma; plasma membrane. NCBI's taxonomy places the organism in Eukaryota, Viridiplantae, Streptophyta, Magnoliopsida, Zingiberales, Musaceae. The record is from RefSeq and is a predicted model, not a curated record. Gene Ontology annotation, biological process: auxin-activated signaling pathway.